AGAUUUCGGCUCGGUCAUGUGAUCAGCUGUGCCCAGUCACAGCUGAUCACAUGGGACAUGUACACUGACCAUCAGGGCACUAAUGAUCAGUGUGCCCUGAUGAUCAGUAUAGCCCCAGCAGUGCCACCUGUCAGUGUCCAUCAGUGCCACCUGCCAGUGCCCAUCAGUGUCACAUCAAUGCAACAUAUCAGUGCCUACCAGUGCACAUCAAUGCCACAUAUCAGUGAUCAUCUGAGCUGCCUUUCAGUGUCACCUAUCAGUGCUAGUCAGUGCCACAUAUCAAUGCCAAUCAGUGCCACCUCUCAGUGCUGCCAAUCAGUGCCACCUUUCAGUGCCAGUCAGUGCCGACUAUAAUUGCGCAUCAGUACCGCCUAUCAAUGCCAGUCAGUGCCACUUAACAGUGCCAGUCAGUGCCGCCUAUCAGUGCCAGCCAGUACCACCUAUCAGUGCCACCUAUCAGUGCCGCCUAUCAGUGCCAUAUAUGAGUGCUGCCUUUCAGUGCCCAUCAGUGAUGCCUGUCAAUGCCUAUCAGUGCCACCUACCAGUGCCUCCUAAUCAGUGCCCAUCAGUGCUACCUAUCAGUGCCCAUCACUGCAGCCACAUUAGUGCAUAUCAGUGAAGGAGAAAAAUCACUUAUUUACAAAAUUU
This is a messenger RNA of Staurois parvus, 648 nucleotides long. NCBI's taxonomy places the organism in Eukaryota, Metazoa, Chordata, Amphibia, Anura, Ranidae. The record is from the annotation of a GenBank genome assembly.